CUCUGACGUCAGGUCUGUGUUGGAGUAAAAUAUGCUCGAGCUGGGUGGAGAGAGAGGACGAGCGCUCACAAACUAACAUCAGCAUCUCAAGAUGGGCAACGUUCAACCAACAAUAACUCCUUAUGAGGACUUUGAUGUGAUGGCAGACGUCAAAGAACUUCGUAAGGCCUGCAAAGGAAUGGGCACAGAUGAGGAAAUCAUUAUUUCUAUACUAGCAAACCGCUCUGCAGCCCAACGGUUGGAGAUUAAACAAGCAUACUUUGAAAAAUAUGAUGAUGAGCUGGAGGAAGUAUUAAAGAGUGAGCUCACCGGGACGUUUGAGAAAGCAAUCGUGGCCAUGUUGGACCCACCUUACAUAUUCCUGGCUAAAGAACUGAGGAAAGCCAUGAAAGGAGCAGGCACAGACGAGGAUGUGCUUGUGGAGAUCUUGUGCACCAGCACCAAUCAGGAUAUUUUGAAUAGCAAAGAGGCAUACAUGCAAGUUCAUGAGCGUGAUUUGGAGGCCGACAUUGAAGGUGACACUAGCGGAGAUGUGAGAAAUCUUCUGAUUUCUCUUCUACAGGCCGAAAGAGAUGAGUCUUAUGAGGUAGAUGAAGAUCUGGCAGAACAAGAUGCAACAGCGUUGUUUGAAGCAGGUGAAGGUCGCUUUGGAACAGAUGAGACCACCUUCACCCAUAUCCUCACUCACAGGAAUUAUCUACAGCUUCAAGCUACCUUCAAGAUAUAUGAAACUCUCUCUGGGACAGAUAUCCUGGAUGCUAUAGACAAUGAAGCAACAGGAACAUUAAAGGACUGUUACACUGCCUUGGUGAGAUGUGCUAAAAACCCACAGCUGUUUUUCGCACGUCGUCUGAAUGCUGCAAUGAAAGGAGCGGGAACAGAUGAGGACACGCUCAUACGCAUCAUUGUGACACGGUCUGAGGUGGAUUUGGAGACCAUAAAAGACAUGUACUUGGAGAAAUAUGACGUCACAUUAAAGGAUGCCCUGAGCUCAGAUUGCGGAGGCGACUUCAAGCGCCUCCUCAUAGAAAUACUACACUGAAACACCAACAGGUGGAGCCCAAGAGUCAACAACUAACUAGAAUCACCUCUUCUUGUACACACAGAGCACACAGGAGCUCAUUUAUACAUCAGAUCUAUUUGUAAUUGACAAUAAUAUAAUCACUCAUGCAUUUUACAAAGUAAAACUCGAGAAUUCAACAUUGUCAGAACCUUUUCUUAACGCGAAAAAGGUUAAUAAUUUGACAGUUUUAACGUUUUUAUUACAGAAAAUUUGACUUCUGCUUAACUCACUACACACGUGCCUUGAGAAUGUCAUAACAUUUGGCGUACCAUACUUCUUUUACCGGAUAAAUCCUAGUGCACAAAGGGUGAUUCUUUAAUACUCUCUUUGGUCACAUUGGUACCUAUAUUUGUAUCUUUUCAAGUUACCUAUAAAUCAAAUACAUAAAUGUAUAAUGGUAAUAAUAGUACUAAGUGUUUAGUGCUUGCUAAUGCAGCAGUUAUUACACUAUUAAGAGCAACUAGCUUAAGAGCAAAGAUGGUCAGUACUUCAAUAAUGCUUUUUAACUACUGGGCAUGUAGGUGUUGUUGUACAAUGUGAUUGUUAAUAUUCUAAAGCAACAUAGUGAUCCUAUUAUUGCAGUGCUUUAAAAUAUCUGUUUUUAAAUAUAUUGCAAAAGGAACUGUGGUUAAAAAUAUGUCAAGGACAAAGAUCCCACUUAUGAUGAAAGAUUAUCAAUAAAGCAUGUUCUGUUAAUUGCG
Paramisgurnus dabryanus is the source of this 1764-nucleotide messenger RNA. RefSeq names its product annexin A13, like (gene anxa13l). Gene Ontology annotation, cellular component: vesicle membrane; nucleus; plasma membrane. Lineage: Eukaryota; Metazoa; Chordata; Actinopteri; Cypriniformes; Cobitidae. Gene Ontology annotation, molecular function: calcium-dependent phospholipid binding; calcium ion binding; phosphatidylserine binding. The record is from RefSeq and is a predicted model, not a curated record.